UCGUCUGCUCACUACUAUGCAGCAUUUGAACAGAACAGAAGCAGACAGAGGGACGUGGAAGUAACCGGGCCAGACACGACUUUACAGUGAAUCAACGAGGACUAAACCAAAGCGAGAGCUGGAGCUAAGAAAACAAAACACCUGGAUUUUCUUUCUUCUUUUUUUUUAACGCCACUCACUGGAGAUUUUUUUAUUGGAGGAAUAACAUUAGAUUUUGGCACUUCAUAUUUUAAGAUAUAAAACCCUCACCUGGCACAGAUCUCACUUAGGAUAAAUCAAAGAAGAAAAAAGGGAGACAGGUUUUGUGUUUUUUUUUUAAACAAUAGAAAAUGUGAUUUCUAGUUCUUUCUUCCCCUUCAUGAGGCAGUCGUGCCUCGGCGUCACGAACAGCUGGGUCGUGUCGGCGACGUGUGUGGAUUUACAGUUUUUUCUUUUCCCCUUCCUUUUUUAUGACACGUUUCUGCGGCCUCGUGUCAAAAUGAGCGUGGGUUUAAUUGAAUCAGCCACAUGAGUGGAAUCUAAACAAACCCACGCGUCCCUUUGCUGCUGCUUCUUCUUCUUCUUCCAUAUCCGCCGCAAAUCAACGGCGCCGCUCGCUGUGGGGGGAAAAAGAGAACGAGAAUAUGGAAAGCGAGGUUUUCACGCCUUUGCUGGAGCAGUUCAUGCUCACACCUCUGGUCUGCUGGGUGAAGACAGUGGGGCAGCCGGCGGUGACCGAUGGCUCCAAAUUAUCGGAAUAUGUCCAAUUGGUGGACGGGAUUUACCUGAACGAGAUUAUGCUCGAGAUAAAUCCUAAAGCCACGGUGCAGAGGACCAACAAGAAAGUGAACAAUGACCCCACACUGCGCAUCCAGAACCUUUCUAUUCUCAUCAGGCAGAUCAAGGCCUACUAUCAGGAGAGUCUUCAGCAGCUGGUCAUGAUGCCUUUACCAAACGUGCUGGUGCUGGGCCGGAACCCUCUCUCUGAACAAGGUCUGGACGAGAUGAAGAAGCUGUUGCUGCUGUUACUCGGCUGCGCAGUUCAGUGUGAGAAGAAGGAAGAGUACAUUGAGCGUAUCCAGACUCUGGACUUUCACAGCAAAGCUGCUAUUGCUUCCCACAUCCAAGAGGUGACUCACAACCAGGAGAAUGUGGUCGACCUGCAGUGGUUGGAAAGUGGAGAAAUCCCUGCUGAGGAUUUGGACAGUCUGUCCCGAAACCUGGCUUUCCACCUCAAACACCUGGUGGAUGAAAGGGACACACAGCUGGAGACUAUAGUGGAGUUGACCCAGGAGAGAGACUGUGUGCAAUUGUCUCCACUGGCUCCUUAUCCAACGCAGUCUCCGAACGACUCGCCCAGCAUGAGGAGGACCGAAAGUCGACAACAUCUCUCUGUGGAGUUGGCUGAUGCCAAGGCCAAGAUCAGACGCCUUCGACAGGAACUAGAGGAGAAGAGUGAGCAGCUCUUGGACACCAGGCAGGAGCUUGAGAACAUGGAGGUGGAGUUCAAGCGGCUUCAGCAAGAGAGCUACCAGCUGCUGUCGGACGCUCGCUCGGCUCGGGCCUACCGCGACGAGCUGGACUCCCUCAGAGAGAAAGCCAUCCGUGUGGACAAACUGGAGAGCGAGCUGAGCCGAUACAAGGAGAAACUUCACGACAUCGAGUUUUACAAGGCCAGAGUCGAGGAGCUGAAGGAGGACAACCAGGUCUUACUGGAGACUAAGAGCAUGUUGGAGGAACAGCUGGAUGCCAGCAGGACGCGCUCUGACAAACUGCAUCUCCUAGAGAAAGAGAAUUUGCAGCUUAAAUCCAAGAUCCAUGACCUGGAGAGGGAGAGGGACAUGGACCGUAAGAGAAUGGAGGAGCUGUUAGAGGAGAACCUUGUGCUCGGGAUGGCGCAGAAACAGAGCAUGGACGAGUCCCUGCACCUGGGCUGGGAGCUGGAGCAACUAUCUAAGACACCAGAGCUCGCUGAAAUCCCUCAGAAGUCUCUGGGCGAGGAGGUAAACGACUUGACCUCAAGUCGCCUGUUGAAGCUUGAGAAAGAAAACCAGACGCUGCUGAAGAGUGUGGAGGAGCUCAGAGGAGCAGCCAGCCAGGACACUGUGGCAAAACUGGCUAAAGUCAGCCAAGAAAACCAGAAACUCAACCAAACGCUGGAGCAGCUGCAGACUGAACUGACCACAGACAGGGAGUCGCUCCGCUGCGCCGAGUCUCUCAGCACUGACCUGAUGAAGGAGAAGGCUCUGCUGGAGAAAACUCUCGAAACACUCAGAGAGAAUUCUGAGCGACAGCUGAAGGGUCUGGAGCAGGAGAACAAGCACCUGAGUCAGACGGUGGCGUCUCUGCGUCAGCGCUGCCAGGUCGGCGCCGAGGCCCGAGUCAAGGACGUGGAGAAGGAGAACCGCAUUCUCCACGAGUCCAUCUGUGAGACCACCGCCAAACUCAAUAAGAUGGAGUUUGAAAGGAAACAACUACGGAAGGAACUGGAGGUGAUGAAGGAGAGAGGGGAGAGAGCAGAGGAGCUGGAGAUUCAGAUGGAGAAGCUGGAAAGGGACAAAGAGAGUCUGCAGAAGAAAGUCGCCAGCCUUGGAAUCACGUGUGAAAAGGUGUGUUCCUUGGAGAAGGAGAACACGGACCUGGAGGCAGAGGGCCGGCGUUUAAAGAAGAAGCUGGAUGCGCUGAAGAACAUGGCCUUCCAGCUGGAGGCUCUGGAAAAGGAGAAUUCCCAGCUGGAGGAGGAGAACCUGGAGCUCCGGCGCUCGGCUGAGAGCCUCCGGUCGGCCGGAGCCAAGGCUGCUCAGCUGGAGGCUGAGAACAUGGAGCUGGAGAGUGAGAAGAGCCAGCUGAAGCGCAGCCUGGAGCUGCUCAAAGCUUCAUCCAAGAAGACGGAGAGAUUGGAGGUGAGUUACCAGGGCCUAGAUACAGAGAACCAACGGCUGCAGAAGGCUUUAGAGAACAGCAGCAAGAAAAUUCAGCAGCUGGAGGUGGAGCUUCAAGAGGUGGAGACUGAGAAUCAAGCACUCCAACGCAACCUGGAGGAGCUGAAGAUCUCCAGCAAACGCCUGGAGCAGCUGGAGCAGGAGAACAAGACUCUGGAGCAGGAAAGCUCCCUGCUGGAGAAAGACAAGAAGCUCCUGGAGAAGGAAAACAAACGGCUGAGGCACCAGGCCGAGAUCCGUGACUCCACGCUGGAGGACAACAACCAGCGCAUCACCAGUUUGGAGAAAGAGAAUCGAACUAUGGGCAAGGAGAUGAUCUUCUUCAGGGACUCGUGCACGAGAGUCAAAGACCUGGAGCGAGAGAACAAGGAGCUGGUCAAACUGGCCUCCAUCGAUAAGAAGACCCUCAUCACUCUCAGAGAGGAGCUUGUGAGUGAGAAGCUGCGGACUCAGCAGAUGAAUAAUGAUCUGGACAAACUGACCCAUCAGUUGGAGAAGAUCGGACUGAACAAGGAAAGGCUGCUACAUGACGAGAACUCCGACGACAGGUUCAAGCUCCUGGAAACCAAACUAGAGUCGACACUGAAAUCAUCUUUGGAGAUCAAAGAGGAGAAGAUUGCUGCUCUAGAGGCCAGACUGCAGGAGUCCUCAAACCUCAACCAGCAACUUCGGCAAGAACUAAAGACGGUGAAGAAAAACUACGAAGCACUGCGUCAGAGGGAGGAGGAGGAGAGGAUGGUGCUGAGCUCGCCCCCUAGAGGAGGGGAGGACUCUCAGUGUGUCAGUAAAUGGGAGAAGGAGAGCCAUGAAGCCACCAGGGAGCUGCUGAAAGUCAAAGACAGGCUCAUUGAGGUGGAGAGGAAUAAUGCCACACUGCAGGCCGAGAAGGCCGCCCUGAGGAGCCAACUCAAACAACUGGAAACUCAAAGCUCCAAUCUGCAGGCUCAGAUUGUGGCUGUGCAGAGACAGACGGCGUCUUUACAGGAGAACAACACAACACUGCAGACACAGAACGCCAAGCUGCAGGUGGAGAACUCUACCCUGAGCUCGCAGAGUGCGGCCCUCAUGGCCCACAAUGCACAGCUGCAGACUCAGCAGAGCAGCGUGGAAGGCGAGCGCGACGGAGCGCUGAAGGAGAAGGAGGACGUGAGGGCCACCUACGAGCUGCUCCUCCGAGACCACGAGAAGCUUGCUGCGCUGCACGAGAUGCAGGCGGUGGAUUACGAAGCCCUGAUAGGAAAAAACAGGGGGCUGAAGAGUUCCCACAAGAGCCUGGAGCAGCAGCACAGGGACCUGGAGGACAAAUACAAGCAGUUGCUGCAGAGGAAGGGCGAGCUGGAGGAGCUGGAGAAAAACCUGAAGGAGCAGCAGGAGAGAAUAGCACAGGACAACCAGGAACACAGAGCCACAGCUGACCAAUACAAACUGCUCAAAGAGGAAAACGACAGACUGAACUCUACUUAUCGUCAGCUGGUGAAGGACAAUGAGAAUCUCCAGUCGGACCAUAAGAACACAAAGAGCCUGUUAAACAGCGCCAAGCUGGAGCAGACCAAGCUGGAGGCCGAGUUCUCCAAACUGAAGGAACAGUACCAGCAGCUAGACAUCACCUCCACCAAGCUCACCAACCAGUGUGAAUUGUUGAGUCAGCUGAAAGGAAACCUGGAGGAGGAGAAUCGUCACCUGUUGGAUCAGAUCCAGACUCUGAUGCUGCAGAAUCGCACGCUGCUGGAGCAGACCAUGGAGAGCAAGGACCUCUUCCACGUUGAGCAAAGACAAUACAUUGACAAACUGAAUGAGCUGAGGAGACAGAAGGAAAAACUUGAGGAGAAGAUCAUGGACCAGUACAAGUUCUACGACCCCUCACCUCCACGCAGGCGUGGGAACUGGAUCAAGCUGCAGGUGAAGAAGCUGAUCAAUCCGAAGAGCCGCGAAAGGAUGCGCUCCCUCACGCUGACGCCGUCCCGCUCCGAGUACAGCGACGCUUUCCUGAGCUUCCCUCCGGACAGCCAGGACAGCUCGUCUAUCGGCUCCGGCUCCAACUCUCUGGACGACACGCUCACACAGAGGAAGAGCAGCAGGAGGAGAGGGCAGCACUCCCAUGCCCCAGAGCAGGGUUCCACCAAUGCUAUAAAAAGGUUGCCUUUCAUGAGGAACAGAUCCAAGGACAAAGACAAGGCCAAAGCCAUCUACCGGCGCUCCAUGUCCAUGAAUGACCUGCUGCAGACCAUGGCAGUGGCUGCUGCUCCGGGCUCACAGUGGGCGGGCAGCACUGAGAAUCUAGACGGCGCUGAAGGCGGAGACGCUGGAAUGACUGGCAGCGGCAGGCGUGGCGGUCGGCGCAUGAAGGAGCUCGCCUUCUCCACCAACGCCAUCGACUGUGCUGCUCUCACGCUGCCCUCUGCUGGGCACAGCAGGGCAAAGCACCGGCUACACGUUAAAGAUAACGUCUCCUGUGAGGAUGUUGCCGGCUCCUCUGAGGAACCCAAGUGUCAAGCCACCAGACCCUCCAGUCUCCAUAGCAACAGGACCACCAGUAGUAAUAGUAACAAUAACUCCCACCUCACCUCUCCUCUGGAGGGCAAAGGCACGUUGAACGGCAGCCUCAGCAGACCUCACAGUGAGAGCAGCGGAGAGUUCAGCCUGAGUUUGGACCAGGAGGUGUGGUCCAGCAGCGGCAGCAGUCCAGUCCAGCAGCCCACCUCCUCACGCUCCUCUCACCAGAGCCCGCUGCAGCUGCGCAGGUCGCACGACCCUUCGGCCUCCGUGAGCAGCCCCGGCCAGAGCCAGGUCAGGAAGACGGCGUCUCCGGGCAAUGAGGUGCUUUCUCUGCAACAGUUCCUGGAUGAGGGUAUUGAUCCUGCUGAGUCUGGCAGUCAGGAGAACCUCACUGUCGACUCUCCUCGCCUCCCCACUUCUUCUGAGCACGUGCAGAAGGAACGCACAAAGAGCCGAGGUAUACUGCGCUCAUCCAGCGGGAGAGCGGCGCCGCUCACCUCCGACCGUCCACCGAGAUCCUCGGGACAGCCGGGGCGCCCGACCCUGCGGAAGGCGGAGAGCACCCGCGUUAGAGGCUCUGUCCCGAUCCGCUCCAGCCUGUCCUCGCAGGGCAAAGCCACGUCCGUCUCCGAGCGCCUGGACUCGGCGUCCUCCACGCUGCCUCGGGCCAGCAGCGUCAUCUCCACGGCCGAAGGCACCACGCGGCGAACCAGCAUCCACGACCUGCUUUCCAAGGACAUCCGGCAGCCGGUGUCGGUCGACGCUUCUCCCCCCGUCGCUUCCACCAAGGCUGCUGUACGCUCCCAGCCUACACCCAAUGUGGAGGGCAGAAAGUCUAAAAGCCGGAGCGGGGAGCCGCAGCAAAGCUGCUAAACCCUUUCCCCUCUCUGGUACCAUGCUGUGAGCGCGUGAGAGACAGGUGGCCUUGGAGCUGUGUGUCUGAACUCUAGUAGAAUUGUUUCUGCUGAGACUCUGCAGUGAGAAAAGAUUGUAGACCCUAGUUUCAUUCUUUCUUAUUUUAAUUUUUUUUUAAACCCUGGACACACCAGUAAAGAAAAGUGUCUUCUUGCUCUGUUUUGUUUUUCUUCCUUGAAUCAAGGAAACAGAAAAAUAUUAGAAAGUGUUGCAUUGACCUUGUUUUUUCUAUAAAGACUGCUGUGGCAGAUUGCACUGCCAUGUGUCCUUCAUUGUGUUGGACUCCUGAUGAUGCACUAAGUCUCUGUGGAGUAAGAUUGAAGUGCCAAUGUUCACUCAACAGCCAAAAGGGCAAUCUCAAAGCAGACUGACGACUCCAUGUUGGACCUUUUUGUGGAUCUUCAACGUCUGCCAGACCUCCCUCUGCCUGACGCCAUGAACUUAAACAGGCAGCGCAAGUAGAAUCAUCGUUUAGUCGUUCUCCUACAAACCAUUUUCAAAGCAUGACCGCACAAACAUUUCACUCUCAACUUUACUGCUACACUAUCAGACUGAAGAAACUAUUUGCAUGGAGCAAUCAUUCAGCCAAUCACCCCUUCUUCCUUUGUCCAAUCAAAUCACAGGAAUGUGUUCAGUGGGGAUUUUGCUCACCAGGAUGCCAAAAGGACUCGGGACUGGAAGCCAUUACAGUGGUUUGAUUGGCCGUCUGUCGCCUGCCAAUCAAAAGAGUGGAGGUGUGAUCUGUGAUGAAGAUUUUUUUGUAUGAGAGUUGGUGUCAGUAAACAAUUUCCGUAGCUUGAAUUAUAUAUCAUCAUGCAGAAGAUUAUUGAUCACAGGAAUCGCAGGAAACUAUCUCAUCUGUCGCUUCUUGUCUUGGUCUGAAAUUAAAAAUAAAAGCACAGUCGCAUCACACCAUCACAGAAGAGGCUCAGUAAGGUACUGUUGUGGUUUUUUUAAAUCUGACUGGAGUGGAUGUGACCUGGGACUCGGUCACCCCAGUGCAUAUAGGACAUGACACUGCUGAUGAUGAUGAUGAGGAUGUGACCCAGUGUUUUCCCUCCUUUUCAACUUUUACAUGAACCCAUUUGAUGUCAUUAAAAGAAAAACUCAAGACGA
Messenger RNA from Solea senegalensis (Senegalese sole), 7448 nucleotides. RefSeq names its product girdin-like. The transcript is spliced from 38 exons. The coding region runs from base 624 to 6290 and encodes 1888 amino acids. Gene Ontology annotation, cellular component: centrosome; cytoplasm. Gene Ontology annotation, biological process: cytoskeleton-dependent intracellular transport; cytoplasmic microtubule organization. The record is from RefSeq and is a predicted model, not a curated record. Lineage: Eukaryota; Metazoa; Chordata; Actinopteri; Pleuronectiformes; Soleidae. Gene Ontology annotation, molecular function: microtubule binding; dynein light intermediate chain binding.